AUGGCAAGACUACGGAGAAAGGCUUGCGUUGCUCUGUUUCUUUUUACACUGUUCAUUUUCGGCACUUUAAUGGGAUUGAGGACGCUGAAGCCCACCGACGGAUUUUCGGAUCUGGCUCCAGGCUUAGAAUUCUUUCCAAUGUUAGGAGCGAAACUGGACCGGCGGUCUGUGUCCCGUGAGUCGACCGCGUCCCCGGAUCAAGCCCACCCGCCUGGCAGCAACACCAAAGCAGUUUUGUUCAAUUCCGGCCCCGAGGGAACUAUUUUUUAUGACCUUCAUAUUUUUUACUACAGUUGGUACGGCAGCCCAUAUAUGGAUGGAAAAUACAUUCAUUGGGAUCACAUCCUGGUUCCUCACUGGGACCCAAAGAUCGCAUCCAGCUAUCCGAGAGGAAGACACAUGCCGCCAGAGGACAUCGGCUCCAGUUUCUAUCCCGAACUGAAUCCGUACAGCUCUCGGGAUCCAGACGUCUUGGAGUCUCACAUGGAGCAAAUUGGAGCAUCCGCAGCAGGGGUUCUGAUCUUGUCCUGGUAUCCCCCCGGCUUGGCUGACGAUAAUGGGGAACCUGCUGAGGAUAUGGUACCAGCUGUACUGGAUGCUGCAUACAGACACAACCUCAAGGUUACUUUUCACAUCCAACCAUACAGAGGAAGAAAUGACCAAACUGUGCAUGACAACAUCAAGUACAUCAUUGACAGGUAUGGAGAUCAUGGGGCUUUCUACAGGUUUACCACCAGUACAGGAAAAAGUCUUCCUCUGUUUUACAUCUACGACUCCUAUCUGACUCCACCAGAGUCCUGGUCUGAAUUUUUGACUCCCACCGGCUCCCACAGUGUACGUGACUCUGCUUAUGACUCCAUCUUUAUUGCUCUGAUUGUGGAAGAGCGUCACAAGCACGACAUCCUGGCAGGUGGCUUUGAUGGCAUGUAUACUUACUUUGCCUCCAACGGCUUCUCUUUCGGCUCUUCUCACCAGAACUGGAAGGCUAUCAAGGCUUUUUGUGAUGGGAAUAACCUCCUUUUCAUUCCCAGUGUUGGACCUGGUUAUAUUGACACCAGCAUUCGACCGUGGAACAAUCACAACACUCGAAACAGAGUGAACGGCCGUUACUAUGAGACGGCCCUGCAGGCAGCUCUCAAUGUGCGGCCUGAGGUUCUCACCAUAACAUCUUUUAAUGAAUGGCACGAAGGGACACAGAUAGAGAGAGCGGUGCCUAAAAAGACAGUGACCCGUGUGUAUUUGGACUAUCAGCCACAUGGACCCGAUCACUACUUAGAACUGACGCGCCGCUGGGCCGAGCAAUUCCAUAAAGAGAAGGAGCAGUGGCUCAUGUGAGCUUUCAUCACAAUGACUUGAAAGAGAUUGCUCUAUUAAAAUGUAUGUACACAUGAAAUGUGGAAAUUGAUGUAUGCGACUGCACAAGGACAUGGCGUGGUGUACUUAGAAGUGCACACAUGCUCAUCUGGAGGAACAGAACACCAUGUUGAUGGGGAUUUUUAGCGUAAAGCAGUUUAAUGAACAAUCUCUGAAAUUCCCUUUGAACUUUGACAAACCAGAACUCUGUAGAUCUGUCUGAUCUGUUGUCCUGCCUGACAUU
This is a messenger RNA of Melanotaenia boesemani (Boeseman's rainbowfish), 1597 nucleotides long. RefSeq names its product glycoprotein endo-alpha-1,2-mannosidase-like protein. The transcript is spliced from 4 exons. Gene Ontology annotation, molecular function: alpha-mannosidase activity. The coding region runs from base 1 to 1335 and encodes 444 amino acids. Lineage: Eukaryota; Metazoa; Chordata; Actinopteri; Atheriniformes; Melanotaeniidae. The record is from RefSeq and is a predicted model, not a curated record. Gene Ontology annotation, cellular component: Golgi apparatus.